CCUACCCUAACCCUAACAAGAAGAAUACAAUUAUAGUUAGGAGGAGUUGUUCGUGUAUCUGUCUGCUUCAUGUUUCUGGUCUUCAUGAAACUCUCAUAGUUGAAUCAUAGGAUCAAAUGAUCUGGUUCUUUGAUUUAAAAAAAAGUCAGAGCAACAAUCUUGUUGAUAUAAACAUUUCAGGGUGGAAGUAAACUAAGACUCCCAAGGUGCCUUUCAGCAAGAAACAUCCAAUCACAGAGUUUAAUGUUCUCUUGUUGCACAAAGUGAAAUGUUUAUCUUCAGCUCACUCUGACCAUCUGAUCAAACAUCCAGCACUUACAAUCAUCUGAGUAAAGUUUACAAAUAAAAUAAGUCAGUCAGCACACAGACACACACACACACACUGCUGAUAUAAACAGUCUGUGUCAGGUCUUGUCAGGUUAAUUAAUCCUGACAAGCUGUUCUGUUUAAUCCGCCUUCCUCUGUCACACCAACCAAUCAGAGCUGCUGAUGUCAUCCUCUCCCCUCACCCACACGGUGUGUGUGUGUGUCUUCAGCCUCAGCAGCAGUAGUGUGAGGACAGAGCUCAUAUGAAGCGUCGCUGUGUCCCUCUGAAAGCCGACCACAACCUGCUGACCCCCGACACACACACACUGUUGGGGGUCAGGUUCCGUCCUGUCAUCCAGGUGAGGUCAGAGGCUGUGGCCUCACUGUCAGGACACCUGAGUGACUCAUCCAACAGCGAAUCAACUGUUGGAUCGACGAGACGGCGCUCAGCAGCGUCUCCAACUCGUCGUCUACGAUUUGAGGAUGAGACAGAGACAGAGGCAGAGUGUCGUUACUUGGAGCGUCAGCGACAGAGGAGACAGGCAGGGAAGCAAGCGCUGGGCGUCCUGGUCUCUAAACCCGACCUGAACCUGUAUGUCAAUAGCGGGGCGGGGCUCCAGGGGCCGCGGCAUAUUGUUGAUAGACAGCAUGGAGGAGGGACUGUGGGGGAGGGUCAGUGUGACUCUUGUGGUACAGUUUUAGAAGGAGGAGUCAACCUGAACCUCCAUCUCCACCCGACCCCACUUGUCCCUGACAAUGCAGAGCAGAGCCUGUACUGGCCCCACCUCAACCUGCGGACUGAGCCAAUCAAAGAGACAUACAUCGGCUCAGUCACACUCACUGACAGCAGCAGAGGAGGGGGAGGGGCUCAAGGAGUCCCUAACAUGCAGGUGAGGAGGAGGACCAAUCAGGUGGAACUAAAUGGAAACCAGGCCCUGCACACCACAGAACUACCAAUCAACCCCUACGCUGACCCACUGGUCACUCCCACUAUUAAGCACACCUCUGUUCUAAGUCUGGCAACCUCCAGACCUUCCUCUUCCUCUCCUCCCCCUGUUACAUCAGCAGGGGGGUCGCAGAACACAAGGCUCAAUGGCACAACACCAGGCCAGAGUAUGAACCAGAACCAGGAGGAGCGGGGGAUACCAGCAGCAGCCAAGCCUCACAAAGAGCUCCCAUCUGGAGGGGACACGAAGAAGAGCCCCUGUGUGGCUCCAACAAUGAAGAACUCCUCCUCCUCAGAGACAGCAGUGGAGAGCCAAACCCCACCCACCUCAGAAAGCAGCAGCGAGGGACAUGUAAGACAGCCAAUGACAGUACAGCUCCACAGUGACCUCACUGCACUUCCUGAACAGUUCGGCAGCAGAGACAAAUUGUCUCGUCUGUCUCUGCGUAAUCUCUUCUCCUCUGUUACACUGAGCCGGACUCGGACCAGCAGCCUGGACCGCCUCACCAUACGGCCCCGCCCAACUGCAUAUGACUCCACCCCUUGUGACUCCACCCCUUGUGGCCCCACCCCCUCUGAUCCCAGGAAGUCCUCCAGCCUGCUCAGUGUGCAGGGGUCGCCCUUCUUGCAGUUGAGGAAGUCGUCCUCAGUUCAGAGUUUUGUGUCGGAGCAGAAGAAGAAGAAGGAUCGAUCAGCUGACUACAGACCAGCUGAUGAGCGGUACCUGCAGCGGAGCCUUAGUGUGGAGGACGUCGGGUGUCCUGGAUCGCUGCGAUCUGUUGGCCGACUUCUUCAUGUUCGUCCUGACGGAACGUUUCUGCUGGAGCUCAGCCGGCCACAGAACCAAACCUAUGGCUUCAUGAUCAGCAGAGGGAGCAAAGGCGUGUAUGUGGAGGACGUGUUGUAAUGACGUGUGUCCUGUCUACAGGCGUGUAUGUGGAGGACAUGUGAUGGCGUGUGUCCUGUCUACAGGCGUGUAUGUGGAGGACAUGUUGUGAUGACGUGUGUCCUGUCUACAGGCGUGUAUGUGGAGGACAUGUUGUGAUGGCGUGUGUCCUGUCUACAGGCGUGUAUGUGGAGGACAUGUUGUGAUGGCGUGUGUCCUGUCUACAGGCGUGUAUGUGGAGGACGUGUUGUGAUGGCGUGUGUCCUGUCUACAGGCGUGUAUGUGGAGGACACGUGAUGGCGUGUGUCCUGUCUACAGGCGUGUAUGUGGAGGACAUGUGAUGGCGUGUGUCCUGUCUACAGGCGUGUAUGUGGAGGACACGUGAUGGCGUGUGUCCUGUCUACAGGCGUGUAUGUGGAGGACAUGUUGUGAUGGCGUGUGUCCUGUCUACAGGCGUGUAUGUGGAGGACGUGUUGUGAUGGCGUGUGUCCUGUCUACAGGCGUGUAUGUGGAGGACAUGUUGUGAUGGCGUGUGUCCUGUCUACAGGCGUGUAUGUGGAGGACAUGUUGUGAUGGCGUGUGUCCUGUCUACAGGCGUGUAUGUGGAGGACAUGUUGUGAUGGCGUGUGUCCUGUCUACAGGCGUGUAUGUGGAGGACGUGUUGUGAUGGCGUGUGUCCUGUCUACAGGCGUGUAUGUGGAGGACGUGUUGUGAUGACGUGUGUCCUGUCUACAGGCGUGUAUGUGGAGGACAUGUUGUGAUGGCGUGUGUCCUGUCUACAGGCGUGUAUGUGGAGGACAUGUUGUGAUGGCGUGUGUCCUGUCUACAGGCGUGUAUGUGGAGGACAUGUUGUGAUGACGUGUGUCCUGUCUACAGGCGUGUAUGUGGAGGACAUGUUGUGAUAGCGUGUGUCCUGUCUACAGGCGUGUAUGUGGAGGACAUGUUGUGAUGACGUGUGUCCUGUCUACAGGCGUGUAUGUGGAGGACAUGUUGUGAUGACGUGUGUCCUGUCUACAGGCGUGUAUGUGGAGGACAUGUUGUGAUGACGUGUGUCCUGUCUACAGGCGUGUAUGUGGAGGACAUGUUGUGAUGGCGUGUGUCCUGUCUACAGGCGUGUAUGUGGAGGACAUGUUGUGAUGACGUGUGUCCUGUCUACAGGCGUGUAUGUGGAGGACAUGUUGUGAUGACGUGUGUCCUGUCUACAGGCGUGUAUGUGGAGGACAUGGUGGACAGCAGCAUUGAGAAGCUGUACGCAGGUCUGCUGGCAGUCGGAGAUG
This is a messenger RNA of Thunnus maccoyii (southern bluefin tuna), 3415 nucleotides long. RefSeq lists its product as uncharacterized. Gene Ontology annotation, biological process: establishment or maintenance of cell polarity; centrosome cycle; regulation of cellular localization. Gene Ontology annotation, molecular function: protein kinase C binding. Bases 570 to 2159 code for a protein of 529 amino acids. The transcript is spliced from 7 exons. Lineage: Eukaryota; Metazoa; Chordata; Actinopteri; Scombriformes; Scombridae. The record is from RefSeq and is a predicted model, not a curated record. Gene Ontology annotation, cellular component: apical plasma membrane; cell cortex; nucleus.